AUGGAGAUCUAUUUGCCUAGUCUAGCAGUGAUGAAAAUCUUCUCCUAUCUGGAUGCCUUCAGUUUGCUACAGGUUGCCCAAGUGAACAAGAACUGGAAUGCACUUGCAAGCAGUGAUGUCCUGUGGAGGAAGUUGUGUCAGAAGAGAUGGCUCUCCUGUGACAUGGAUACCUUACAGAACAUGGGCACAGAGACAUGGAAGCAGUUCUUCAUUUCCCGAACAUGGCAAGAACAUGCCAAGUCCCGGGCAGAUCCAGGCACUUACAAGGAAAUUCCUUUGGAGUUUGGAGUUCGGGAAUAUGCAUAUUAUAUCUCAAGGAGUGGCUUAACAAGAAAAGGACAAGGCAAUUCUGUUGUCUGUAUGGUGACUUCUGAGAACAGGAUUUCUACCUGGGAUAUUCACGAGGGCGUUAUGACCUGGGCAAGCCCAGUAGAGCCUGCCUAUAUCAAGCUGUUGACUACUCUCCCUAAGAUGCACAUGGCAGUCACUGUAGAUAUACAAUCAACUAUCAAACUGUGGGACUGUUACAACAGGGAAGCUCUGGCGACUAACAACCUGUCCUCUCCCUGUCAAAAACUGAAAGCUGUCCUUACAACGGAUGGCCCGAUUGUCUUGGCAGGCGAAACCUCUGGUAACCUGUCCAUCUUCAGGAUUCCCGACUUGCACCUCAUUUCCAGAGUCAAUGUAUUCCCGUACAGUAUUGACCAAAUCUACUGCUCUCCUCAGAACAAAUGGGUCUUUCUGAGUAAGAAACACACACAUAUCUUGCCAAAGGUGUUUUUCAUGAGCAGCUUACUGAGGACAUCAGAAUUCUCCACCCCUUUGUCUACCAUUCUCGAUUUUUCACUAUGCCAAAGAGCCUGCUGGACCCCAAGAAGGGAAGACAGGAUAACCCUGAUGUCCAGAAGUGGCUACCAAAAAAUCACAAAGUUUAAAACAUUUGAUAUGCAGCUGGAAUGCAUCAGAAAUGAAAUAAUUGUAAAAGGACAUUUGAGAGGCAGCUUCGCCUUGCGAGAACACAAGGAGAGCCCAGAAUGGUUCGGAGUCAGUGAUAAGAAUGUGAUUGUUUGUGCAACUGAAUCCUCACUCUUGCUCUUCAGCAUGAAUGGUCUCCAUCUGCAGACAUUUGAGUACUGCCCAGAAGUAAUCUUGAGACUAUGGGUGGACUCCCUUCAUGUCAUCGUCACUUGUCUCGAUGGCUCUUUGGAAGUGUAUGCGUGGGAGGAGAGAAGCCAGCUGCUCAGGAGGUGUUAUCGGCUGCAAAACAGGAAACCUCUGCCACCUCAAAGCAACGUUAAGAAGACGCUGUGUGAUGAUGUGAGCAUAAUUCGAGUGAUGACAAAUAUUCCUGCUCCCUGCUUUCUGAUGGUAUAUACCUUGAACAUCUGCUCUUGA
This is a messenger RNA of Mastomys coucha (southern multimammate mouse), 1395 nucleotides long. Its product is annotated as F-box/WD repeat-containing protein 15-like. Gene Ontology annotation, molecular function: protein binding. The record is from RefSeq and is a predicted model, not a curated record. NCBI's taxonomy places the organism in Eukaryota, Metazoa, Chordata, Mammalia, Rodentia, Muridae.